AAUGAACAGUCCGUUUGAAAAUGGCGCAAGCCCGGCUCCCGACUCUGCCUGCCGAGAUUGUCGGGUACAUCUCGCAAUACCUCGAGUCGCCUGAUGUGCUGGGCCUGCGCUCUGCCUGCCGUGCCCUGGCUGACAAGACGUCGGGGCCUUUCCAGGACCGCUUCUUCCGCACGCGGCAUGUCAUGCUCGAACGCCAGAGCCUCCAGAACCUCGUCGACAUUUCGCACCAUCCGGUCCUCCGCCGCGCCGUACAGGUCGUCGAGCUUACUACAGAUCACCUGGUUACGCCUCCGGACUACAUAAGCCGAGCAGAUUACAGUAUAUGCGGAAUUAACGACGAGUAUGACUGCGUCAGGCGAAGUGACGGUGAGACUAUAUCGUUCGGUGACGAUGAGUAUGACGCUGUCAUCGAGACGUAUAAAGCCGAAUGGGGCGGCUACGAGGACUUCCUCCAAGCAAAGCUUGGAAUCAGGCACGUAGUUCGCGCGCUAUCGAACCUCCCUUGCUGCAGCGCUGUCGGGAUUGACGACGGCGUCCGUCCCUGGGGAGCCUUCCGGCUCGGUCGUCGCAUCGGCACCCUUCCAACCCGUUUCGUCACGCCCUUCCAGGCUCAGAGCAUGGUCUUCGCCACAACGUUGAUCCGAACUCUGUUCGCAGGACUUCUCUACGGCCGCCAUACCAUAGAACGACUCUAUAUUUGCUUUGGGCAUCUGAAAACGGGUUGUACCUCGGUCACCCCACGUAUGCUGUCGAUGACGCCGGCGGUCGAGGAGACUUUGACAAAUCGGCUGACUACCAUCAAGACCCUGCAUCUUGUGGUCAACCCGAACGACCACGAGAACACGUUUGGCGAGGAUGCGAAGAAGCUGGUUCCUCGCACCGACCCAAUCUGGGCUGGGGAUUCAGAUUGGUGUCUAGAGUUCUGCCGCUUCCUACGUAUCUUCCCCACCUUGACCAACUUCACAUUGCACUUCAACCCCCGCGACGAAAGGCAGCAAUUUCCGAGGCUUUCCGAGGACCUUCGUAUCCCCGGCCUGCAGAGCCUGUGUCUCCAAUUCGUCGACUGCACCAAGGACGAGCUUAUAAUGUUGCUGGGGAGGCAUCGCGAUACGCUUCGGGAGCUGAUUCUCGACACGGUUGAUAUCACCGAAGGGGGGCCGAAGACGUGGUCUUCGCUUCUGAGGAGUCUCCAGGAUAGUCUAUGUUUGGAGGCAGUCGUCUUAGAGAACUGCAUGGUGGACGGCCUUUGGCUCCAUUCACCCUCGACGACAUCUCCCGACCCAAGGCUAUACGCAAAUAGCCCUACGGAGAUAAAGUGCCUAUGGUCAGUGUUAGAUAAGAUGGAGGACUCGGGAACGUUUUUAUCGUAAGGACAAUCUAAUUAUAGACGACGUGGU
This is a messenger RNA of Colletotrichum phormii, 1397 nucleotides long. RefSeq lists its product as uncharacterized. Gene Ontology annotation, molecular function: protein binding. The record is from RefSeq and is a predicted model, not a curated record. The transcript has a single exon. Lineage: Eukaryota; Fungi; Ascomycota; Sordariomycetes; Glomerellales; Glomerellaceae. The coding region runs from base 21 to 1370 and encodes 449 amino acids.